Caenorhabditis sp. 36 PRJEB53466 is the source of this 1716-nucleotide messenger RNA. NCBI's taxonomy places the organism in Eukaryota, Metazoa, Nematoda, Chromadorea, Rhabditida, Rhabditidae. The record is from the annotation of a GenBank genome assembly.
AUGCGAGCUAUUCAAAGAUUUUGGGUGUGCUUCACUGCUUGUGUAAUCACUUUGUACUUGAUGUGCGUGGUUGAUGUAAGUACGGGUUAUAAGAUAAACAAUAAAUGAAAGAUUACAGAAUGAUCAAAUACGGUACCCAUCUUACGAAAAUGGAAAGCUGUUUGGGUUUCGAAACAAUGAUGUGAUUCAUACAAAAAUGCACAAUAAUGAGUACUGCAUCGCUUAUGACUUUUUGGAAUCGACCGAAUCGUGAGUUCCAAAAUGAACUUGAGAGAGAGGGAUUCGAAAACUGAUGUGAAGGUUCUCUAGGCCACUUCUAAAGUAUUUAGACAAUCGUUCUCAAUUUCUAGGUUGCGAUUGUAAAUUUCCAGUUGUAAAUUUCCAGUUUUCGAGAAGACGGCCUUGAGCCAAUAACCUUGGCAACUCAUGGAACAUCCGAUAUGAUCAAAGAAAUGGAAAGCAAACCGUCAAACUGGGACGGUCCGAUUUCAGUAGGCGUAUUCCUUGAUUUUCAUUCCCGCGACGCAUUGGAAUACCUUUCCGAUGUUCACCGAUGCGACAAAGAGUUCAGGAAAAAGGUAGAUAGCCUUUUUCCAUGUUUCAUCAAUGAAAACGUUUUUUUUUCAGGUCUCCGUUCACUUUGCUUUCCGUUUAUCAGCUUUUCAAAAUGAAUGCCCAUCUAUUCGGCUCAAGAAACGAAAUAUUACUUGUGAAGAAUUUGAGAAGAAAAGUGAACAGUUAGAAUUUGUAUUCUGAAACGAAAAUAUCUUUUAGGAUCCCAGAUGCGAAAGACAAUUACAGCACCUUUCCAACUCUACCCAAGUAAUUUAAUGAGAAAUAUUGCAAGACACGGCGCAAAAUCUGAAAUACACUUUUUGGCGGAUGCAGAUAUGGAGUUCAGCGAAGGAUUUGCCACAAGAGUGAAGAAAAUUGCAAAUGAGAUGGUUGACGGGAGGAAUAAGAAUGUUUUGGUUGUUCGGUAAGCAUCUAAAGAGAUUUUCGAGAAUUUAAUCUGGUUUUCAGACGAUUCGAGUACGAAAACAUUACGGAACUACCAGAAAAUCAUGUAGAAUUGAAGCAAAUGAUGGAUAGAAAGCAGUGAGUGAAGAGUUCAAAAAACAAAGAAACAUUUCAAAUUUUCAGAAUCUUCGAAUUCCAUCAUAAAUUCUUCUUCUCUGGUCAUCAAAUCAAGAACAUUUCUUACUGGUUCAAUGUGUCUGAUAGUCAUAAGGAAGUUGUCGCUUGGCAAAUUCCAUAUGCGUAAGCACCAGCUAAAUGUGUUUCAAUUACAAGUAUUGAACAACUUCAGUAGCAAUCUAUGGGAGGUUCAAGUAAUUUUGCAUCGAAAUGACCUCUACAAUGCUGAUUAUUUUCCUGCCAGAAUCAAGGUCAUGCAAUCAUUGGUAUGUUUUCCUGUUUCCCCUCAGUAAACUCAGCAAAAAAGUUGAUAUUGCAGAUCUACAGUCUAUGCCGUGCAAAUUACACAUUUCACUUAUUAUCUCAUGUGUUUGACCUUCAUGAAGGCGUAAAAUUGGCUGAUACGGACUAUUCCAAAGCUGUGAUAGCUCAUGGAAGAAAGUUUGGGCGCAGCAAGUAAGUAAAACUGGCUGGAAAUCACUGAACUUUUUCAAUUUCAGAGCCCACAACCGAUUCAGAAAAGAAACAGAUGAAUUGUAUCCGAAAACUGAAAAAAGAUGCGAGAAAUUCGUGAUGUAG